Molecule: messenger RNA, 2091 nt
Organism: Rhagoletis zephyria (snowberry fruit fly)
Lineage: Eukaryota; Metazoa; Arthropoda; Insecta; Diptera; Tephritidae
Product: endoplasmic reticulum mannosyl-oligosaccharide 1,2-alpha-mannosidase-like
Biological process (GO): carbohydrate metabolic process; mannose trimming involved in glycoprotein ERAD pathway
Cellular component (GO): endoplasmic reticulum; membrane
Molecular function (GO): mannosyl-oligosaccharide 1,2-alpha-mannosidase activity; calcium ion binding
Source: RefSeq, a predicted model, not a curated record
AUGACAGUGGAGUACUCCGGGCUUCGAGAUCUGGAAGGAGGAGGUCGAGGUAGUCCCGUGGUCGCCAGUGGCCUGAAGACCAACCUUCGUCGGAAAUGGAACACAAUCCCGCGCAUUCUGCGCUUCUACCUUCUCCUGGGCUCCAUCUUCCUGGUGGCCUUCAUCUUCGCCUACUCCUACCUCGCCGCCAACACGCCCAAGCUUGAGGAUGAGAAGGGCUUUGAAGACCGUCAAGAAGGUGAACUUGUGGGAGAAAAGAUUCACCACUACAACAGCAACAACAACAAUCAGAAAAACCAGCCCUUGGCCAAGCCAAAUCUGCCACAAAAGCAGCCGCCAUCAGCUGACAAUGAAAUCGGCGAUGACGAUAGAAGCGACAACGAAGACAACAACAACAACAACGACGAUGUGGAAAAGAAGAAAAAGGUCGUCGACCCCGAUCCGCUGCUCCUUCUGCCUCCCUCGGGCCCUGUUCCCCUGCUGACUUCGGCGGACUUCAAGGCGGCCGCCAGCCGACAGUCGGCCAUGCAGAGGCGCAUUCAGGCGGCCAUUGCUAACUCCUGGGCGGCCUACCGGCGCAGCGCCUGGGGCUACGACCACCUGAAGCCCAUCUCGCGGACCGGCCACAACUGGUUCCACAUUGGCCUCACCAUCCUCGACUCGCUGGACACGCUGCAGAUGGCCGGUCUGGAGAAGGAAUACAAAGAAGGCAUCGACUGGGUGAAGAACGACCUCUCCUUUGAGAUCUACCAGGAGGUCAACUGCUUCGAGACGACCAUCCGCGCCCUGGGCGGCCUCCUCUCCGCCUACCACCUGGCCAGGGGUGAUGAUGAGGCUGACCAAAGCAGCAGCUCGGCGGUGCUGCUGGAGAAGGCCACCGACCUCGGUGGCCGUCUGGUGCACUGCUUUGACUCGCCCAGCCGGACGGUGCCCUUCAGCGACGUCAACCUGAAGACUCGCGCCCCGAAAGCGCCGCGCUGGUCCACCGACUCCUCGCUCUCCGAGGUGGCCAGCAUGCAGCUGGAGAUGCGCGACCUCAGUCGGGAGACCGGCACCAAGCUCUUCGAGGAGAAGUCCUUCGCCACGACGAGGCACAUUCACGAGCUGGUGCAGUCGCGGGCCGAUCCGCUGCUGCCGAUGUACAUAAGUCCCAUAACAGGUGAAGUGUGCGAAAGUCAGCUGACGAACGCCGUGGUGACGAUGGGCGCCCGGGCGGACUCCUACUACGAGUACCUCUUCAAGCAGUACCUGCAGCUGAACCAGGAGAAAGCAGGCGAAGAGGACGCCUCCUUUCUCCUCGACGACUACCUCGCCGCCGUGGCCGCCAUCAAGGGGCGACUGAUGCGCCGCACCAAGGGCCACCUGGGCCUCGCCUACAUCGGCGAGCUCUUUCCCAGCCGCAAGGACGUGGUCAGCCCGAAGAUGGACCACCUGGUGUGCUUCUUCUCGGGCACCCUUGCCCUCGGCUACUACCACCACCAGAAGGCCGGUUUCGGCCUUCGAAAGUCACAAGGGGGCGAAGCAGAAGAUGCCGGCAUGUUUCGAGGCCACCCGGUGGCGGCAGCUGACCAGCUAGCCAGUGCCAACAUCUCCUCGGCCGUCUUCGCCGACCACCUGGCGAUGGCGGAGGACCUCGCCCGCACCUGCCACUACAUGUACAACCUGACGGAGACGGGCCUCUCCCCGGAGAUCGCUUACUACGGCACGCUGCCCGACGAGAAGGAGUUCACCGUUCGGCCGGCGGACACGCACAAUCUCCUCCGACCGGAGUUCGUCGAGUCGCUCUUCUUCCUCUACCACAUCACCGGCAAACCGAUCUACCGCGAGUGGGGCCGCCAGGUCUUUGAGGCCUUUGAGCGGUACUCCAAGGUGGGCUCCAACGGCGGCUACACCACCGUCAACGACGUCCGCAAUCCGAAGAACGUCCGCCCCAAGGACAUGAUGGAGUCCUUCUGGAUCGCCGAGACGCUCAAGUACCUCUACCUGCUCUUUCUGGACGACCGGGCCAUCGUCGACUCGCUGCUCGCCAACUACGUCUUCAACACCGAGGGCCACCUGGUGCUUCGCAGAGGUGGAGCAGUUCACCAGUGA